ACACACACACACACACACACACACACACACACACACACAGAGUUUCCGAGAGGUUCCUAGAAAUGUGCAGCUAACGCGGGGCGGGUUCCUCCUCCUCGUCCCUCCGAGGCUCUCCGACAGCUUCCCGCGCCCUCCGCCCGGACUGAGAUGGGAUGAAAUGGGAUCAUUCAUGUCGACGAAGACCGGGGUGAUUCUUGCAAUAACUGGCUUUGUGUUCCUGCUCCUCACAGUGCCUGGGGCCUCUGCAGAUGUGAAGUGUGAGAAUGUUUAUCGGGACUUCUCUAACUGCGUCCUGACACUGGGAGAGAGCAUGGACAACUACCAGGAGAACGUGACCAGUGAGAGCGGAGUGGCUGCGGUGUGCAGCCACUGGGAAGCUUUCCACACGUGUGCCCUCACGGCGCUGUCCGACUGCAAGGAGGAGGUCAGCUCCAUCUGGGAGACCCUGAGGCAGGACUCCAGGAAGAUCCGCUUCCAGGGAAGUCUGUUCGACCUGUGCAGCCCCAGCUCCUCCCCCCGCAUAGCUUUGCCUUUUGCUGCUCUCUUCCUGUCACUGGUGCUGGUCGUGUCAGGGCCCGGCUGGUCCCCCGUAUAGACGGGGCGUAGUGCACGUGGGGCGGGGGUGAGACGGAGGGGUGGGGGUCCUAGUCCACGAGUUUCAGUCCUGCUGAACUCAAAACUUAAAGCCAAGGAUUUWAAAAAAAAUGUUUUAAAGGAUUAUUUUGAUGCAGAGCUACACACGUUCUAUGGCAGGACAAUCAAUAUAAUAUUUGUUUUUUGAUGAUUAAUGUUUGCAGAUUAAAGCAAUCAGACAAUUGAUUUUAAAUGUUGUCAACCGCCUGUGACUCUGGGCUGCUAAUAAACACGGGUUAGACACA
Molecule: messenger RNA, 878 nt
Organism: Austrofundulus limnaeus
Lineage: Eukaryota; Metazoa; Chordata; Actinopteri; Cyprinodontiformes; Rivulidae
Product: neuritin
Exons: 3
Coding region: 158-595 (145 amino acids)
Biological process (GO): nervous system development; neuron projection extension
Cellular component (GO): plasma membrane
Source: RefSeq, a predicted model, not a curated record